Molecule: messenger RNA, 1464 nt
Organism: Cucurbita moschata (crookneck pumpkin)
Lineage: Eukaryota; Viridiplantae; Streptophyta; Magnoliopsida; Cucurbitales; Cucurbitaceae
Product: craniofacial development protein 1-like
Exons: 4
Coding region: 402-1181 (259 amino acids)
Source: RefSeq, a predicted model, not a curated record
CCUUACCCGGGUCGGGUCGGGUCAGUUAUCGGUUCAACCGAGCUGCAGAGUGCAGAAAGAGAGAGAUUUGAGGGCCCAAUUAUCCGGGAGUGUUUCCGGAAUCUGUGUUGUGCGGAGACUUGGUGUCUCGAUUCCGUUCAAUUUGCCGCAAUCUCUCAGGUUCUUCAUUCGAUUAGGGCUCGUUUGAUUCUGCAUUUUGUUUCAUAAUAUCAACACACAAGAUCCUUCUCCCCAAAAUGCUCUGUUUAUAGGAUGAGUUUUUCUUUAACUCUACUGUUGAGCUUUCUCCCUACUGCCAUACUGCAUUAAUAUUGGAGCAAGCAUGUUUAUUCAACCAUGGCUGAAGGGGAGCUUAUUUUUGUUAUGGUUCUCGCGUUCGUCUCACAAAAAAUGGAAGACCCAUGCGAGAUUUGCAGCUUUUCCUAAUUUUCCCUUUUAUAUGUCAGAAUCUAAUGGAAUCGGGUAAAGAAGGAUCCGUUCAUAUGAGCUCAGAGGGAAAGCCUAAUGACACAGAAAUAAAAGAGCGUGUUGAUGCCAUGUUGGAGCAAAUGAAUAAAGGGGUGUCUUCUGAAACCUUAAAAGCUUUGUCAACCAAACCAUCUCCACCAGUGAAUAAAAACUCAAACAAGCCAUCCAAUCAUUGGAUUUCACAUCUUGGUAUGGCGUCAAAGAAGAUUGUUGAACCUCAAGAAAAAGAUAUGUCAUCGGAAGGAUCCAAGGUUCUGCAGAACAGUUCUGAUGAUGCUAAGGUGCUUGCUGCUACUGCUCUCUCAGCUGUUAGGGACUCUACAUCUACCAUUGCUGGCAGAGGGAAAGUUGAGAUCAGGGAGAUAAGGGACUUCGCAGGCCAAGAUGUUGAAAUUAAAAAGUUUGUAGAUGCUGAUUCAAAGGAAGCACACGAGAAGAUGAAGGCACCUGCUACUUCAGCUGUUGAUGCAGUCCUGGAACAAAUUAAGAAGAAACAAAAACUUAGUGUUCUUGGCAAGACAAAAAAGGACUGGGGAGAGUUCAAGGAAGAAACUAAGGGUCUGGAAGAGGACUUGGAUGCUUACAAGAAGAGCUCAAAUCAGUAUCUUGAUAUAGUUUCGUUUUUGCAGCGAGCUGACUACAGGGAGUUCGAGCGAGAGAGGGAUGCACGGUUGUCUUUGCAGGCCAGGAGGAGCGAGAGGAGCCAUGAUUAAGCCAUCAUCCGAAGCUCUGUGAAGAUGUGCCCUUAACUGUUGAGGUUCCAGAAUUUCUUGUGCGGAUCAUUUUUCAAUAGGAGAGGCAGGGCAAUCGGCUUAGCUGAUGCAGAUGUGAUGAUUUAGGGUGAUACUGGUUUAACAAAUACGCUUGACACCUACUUCUAUUACUCCAAAGUGUAUGUAUAGAUGAAUUAUUAUACAUAACCAACUUGACACCGGCUUAGCUGAAUAUUUUUAUAACCAAUACUUGACGAUUCAUCGGUGUCUGCUCCAUGUAGAA